This is a messenger RNA of Nerophis ophidion (straightnose pipefish), 2155 nucleotides long. It is a transcript of the gene nots, whose product is annotated as nothepsin. Bases 2 to 1342 code for a protein of 446 amino acids. The record is from RefSeq and is a predicted model, not a curated record. The transcript has 9 exons. Lineage: Eukaryota; Metazoa; Chordata; Actinopteri; Syngnathiformes; Syngnathidae. Gene Ontology annotation, molecular function: aspartic-type endopeptidase activity. Gene Ontology annotation, biological process: proteolysis.
CAUGCACGCUCGUGCACGUAUUGAUUCCUGCUGGGCGUGGUCAAAGUGCACGUGGCUUCUGAUAACCUCGUGCACGUCCGCCGGCGUUCAGUCUGCAGAGGGACCGACGGAGACGGACAUGAUCAGGCUGCUGCUGCUGCUUCUGUCGUGCACGUGCACCGGCUGGGCGCUGCUCAGGGUUCCUCUGAGGCGCGUGCCUUCCAUUCGUUCACAGCUGCGGGCCACCGGACAGCUGCGGGACUUCCUGCGAGAUCACCACACCGACGCCUACAGCCGCCGCUACGCUCACUGCUUCCCCGCCGGAACGCCGUCGCUGCGCCUCGGACGUUCCAGCGAGAAGCUCUACAACUUCAUGGACGCUCAGUACUACGGUGAAAUCAGCCUCGGUACUCCGGCGCAGAACUUCUCAGUGAUCUUUGACACAGGCUCAGCUGAUCUCUGGGUGCCAUCGUCCUACUGCGUCAGCCAAGCAUGCGCACUGCACAAACGCUUCCGAGCAUUCGAGUCCUCUUCCUUUCGUCAUGACGGCCGAACAUUUGGCAUCCAUUACGGAUCAGGACACCUUCUUGGAGUCAUGGCCAGGGACACGCUGAAGGUGGGCGACCUGAGCGUCCUCAGCCAGGAGUUUGGCGAGUCCGUGUACGAGCCGGGGGGCACCUUCGUCCUGGCGAGGUUCGACGGCGUUCUGGGAAUGGCGUACCCCUCCUUGGCGGAGAUCCUGGAAAACCCGGUUUUUGACAGCAUGAUGGCGCAGAAGGCGGUGGAGGCGCCCGUCUUCUCCUUCUACCUCAACAGGAAGUCGGGCGGUGGCGGUGUGGACGGUGAACUGGUGUUUGGCGGCGUUGAUGAGGCCUUGUACACUGGACCAAUUGCAUGGCUUCCCGUCACGGCCAAAGGCUACUGGCAAAUCAAGAUGGACAGUGUGGAGGUCCAAGGCGUCAGCUCCCUCUGCCCUCGCGGCUGCCAGGCCAUCGUGGACACGGGGACCUCCCUCAUCGCCGGGCCAACCAAUGACAUCCUCAUCCUCCAGCAGCUGAUCGGAGCCACGCCCACAAACAUCGGCGAGUUCCUCAUCGACUGCGCCAGGUUGUCCAAUCUGCCUCAGGUGUCUUUUGUCCUGGGCGGGAUGGCGUACACGCUGACGGCGGAACACUACGUGAGGAAGGAGAUGCUGGCUGACAGGGAGCUGUGCUUCAGUGGCUUCCAGGCUGCAGACAUCGUCUCACCACAGGGACCCCUGUGGAUUCUGGGAGAUGUAUUCCUAAGCGAGUAUUACAGCAUCUUCGACAGAGGACAGGACCGGGUUGGUUUAGCGCCUGUUCGCCGCUCAGCUGAUCAAUAAAGUCUGAUUGGUUGUCAAUGAGGACGGCGUGGCGCAGUUAGGAGAGUGGCUGUGCCAGCAAAGCAGCAGUAAAGGGGACCACAAAAAAUUGCAUCAUUGGCUUUAUUUUAACAAAAAAAUCCUACCAUACAUUGUGUUUAUUAUUGCAAGUUUAUCCUUAAACCAUCUAAACGCUUAGUGGCCACAUGCGUGGACAGGACCUUUUAGCUUUUAUUUCCAAAAUUGUGUACACUGCUGAAUUGGGGUCCUAUGGCCACUUAUGUGGACACUUGUACUGCCAUCUGGUGGUGUCAGAAGAGUAUAACAUACAAUGGAAUUUGGAAGAAAAAAAGUGUAAAAAUAAGAAUUAGCAUGUCACUACACAUGAAGUACACUUUCAUGUACUUAUGGACUAAGGACAUCAUAUCAAAAGAUGAUUCUUAGUUGUUCUAAUUAGGGUCCAUAAGGCCAAAUAGCAAAGAGAAAUAAAAAAAGAAUGUAAACAAACAGCUUGGGCCUUAAGAGGUUAAAUAAAAUAGUGAACAUACAAGACAGCUUAUCUUUUAUGAGUAAGUAAAGAAAAACAAGGGCUUCUAAUUUAGCUGCUGACAUAUGCAGUAACAUGAGAGUUCCUGGUUCGAUCCCCAACUUUGUCGUGUCCGUUGUGUCCUUCACCCCUUGCUCCUGAUGGGUUAGGGCCUUGCAUGGCAGCUCCCGCCCUCAGUGUGUGAAUGUGGAAAUAGUGUCCAAGCGCUUUUAUGAGUACAUUGAAGGUAGAAAAGCUCUACUACACAAGUAUGACCCAUUUACCACAAUAAAGACAAUCCGAUAUUG